Lethenteron reissneri (Far Eastern brook lamprey) is the source of this 2005-nucleotide messenger RNA. Its product is annotated as dynein axonemal intermediate chain 2-like. Gene Ontology annotation, biological process: cilium movement; outer dynein arm assembly. Gene Ontology annotation, cellular component: outer dynein arm. Lineage: Eukaryota; Metazoa; Chordata; Hyperoartia; Petromyzontiformes; Petromyzontidae. Gene Ontology annotation, molecular function: dynein heavy chain binding; dynein light chain binding. The record is from RefSeq and is a predicted model, not a curated record.
CCGGGAGGACGACCGCCGGUCAACCAGGUUAGAAACAGAAGCGGAAACGUGGUAGUGUCUGGGUGCCGCCUAUCAGGCCGGCCUGACACAACGAGUGGAGAUGGAGAUUGUGUACGUGUACACCAAGAAGCGCAAUGAGUUUGGACGCCAAUGCAACUUCUCUGACCCCGGCGAGCUGCACGUUGACAUAUUGCCCGAUCCGAGCCUGGCCGCCGACUACAUUUCUCGCAACCCGUGUGACAUCGGAGUGCAGUGCGUACAGGAGAUGUCCGAGCACGAGGUGAACACGGAACGCUUUGACACAGAAAGUAAAGGUGUAAACCAUGUGGAAGGUGGCUGGCCAAAAGAUGUCAAUCCGCAGGAAGCAGAGCAGACCAUUCGCUACCGCAAGAAAGUGGAGAAGGAUGAAAAUUACGUGAACAUCAUCACACACUUGGGCACUAUGAUGGAGCACUGUGUGAAGCAGAAUAAUGCCAUCAAUAUCUACCAGGAGUACUUUGAGGCUGAGUCUGUGGAGGUGGAGGAGGAGCAGCCUUCUGCUAAAACAAUCAACGUUUUUCAAGAUCCAAAUGAGCUGAAACGAACAGCCACACACCUGUCAUGGCACCCCGAUGCAGGACGUAAGCUGGCAGUGGCUUACUCCUGUCUGGAAUUCCAAGGGGCCACGUCGGGCACAAGCUCCGACUCCUACAUUUGGGACAUAGAAACCCCCAAUAAGCCGGAACUCACUCUGAAGCCAGCAUCUCCCCUCGUGUGCCUGGAGUACAACCCGAAGGACUCACACAUCCUCGUGGCUGGCUCAUACAAUGGCCAGAUUGCCUAUUGGGACACACGCAAGGGCUGUCAGCCCGUGGAGACCACGGCCAUCGAGCACAGCCACCGGGACCCCGUCUACAAGGUCAUCUGGCAGCAGUCCAAGACCGGCACCGAGUUCUUCUCGUGCUCCACCGACGGGCAGGUGCUGUGGUGGGACGUGCGCAGGAUGACGGAGCCCAUGGAACGCCUCGCGCUCGACCCUGCCAAGAAAGGGGAUUUAGACAACGCAAUGGGAGCCACCUGUCUGGAGUUUGAGCCCACCAUGCCCACCAAGUUCAUGGUGGGGACAGAGCAGGGGAUGGUGGUGUCCUGCAACCGCAAAGCCAAGACCCCGGCGGAGAAAAUCGUGGGCACCUACAGCGGCCAUCACGGUCCUGUCUACGCCCUGCAGCGACAUCCGUUUUUUCCCAAAAACUUCCUGACCAUUGGAGACUGGACCGCUCGCAUCUGGUCAGAAGAAAUCCGUGACUCGUCCAUCAUGUGGACAAAGUACCACAUGUCGUACCUGACCGACGGCUCUUGGAGUCCGGUGCGCCCGGCCGUCUUCUUUACCACCAAGAUGGAUGGCUCGCUCGACGUGUGGGACCUGCUGUUCAAGCAGAACAAUGCGACUCUCACUCUGCAGGUGAGCGAUGAGCCCCUGCACAGCCUGCGGAUUCAGGACAAUGGGCGGUUUUUGGCGUGUGGGUCCCAGAACGGCACAGCGACGCUCCUGGAGCUCUCCUCCGGUCUCUCGUCACUGCAGCGCAAUGAGAAGGCUCUCAUCACUGCAAUGUUCGAGCGGGAGACAAAGCGAGAGAAGAUCCUGGAGGCGCGACACCGGGAGAUGCGUUUGAAGGAGAGGGGCCGCUCGGAGCAGGGACGUGACGAGGAAGGGCGCGAGAGCCAGGCCGAGGAGUCUCGCCACGACCUGGUGGCGCGGGCCGAGCGCGACUUCUACCAGGCGAUCGAGGAGGAGCGCAGCCGCCACGCGGCUAAGGAGAGCCGCCGGCACGGCGACGACGAGCAGGAAAAGGGAGCUCUGGAGGAGGAGGAGUACGAAGGAAAAAAGUGCGAGUGAAGCCGCCGCCGUCUGUCUGCAGGAUUAGCCAGGAACUGGCUGCACCGAGCGUGGAGCCACGAUCGGCAGCGCGAGACGCGGGCUCUGCACCACCGGUCUCAUCGACGGGGAUAGCCUCGUGCACUCCAU